GAUCAGCUGUUAAUUGACAAAUUAUAGCUUUACGAAACUGAUCCUCGUGUUGACAUCUGCGUUUUUCGAGUUCGAAUAGCAUUUCGAGGCUAGCUGCCAAAAGAUUGAGUCUGACGUCCCGGUAACCAAGGUUACUGAAGUAUUUAGGUCGAUGAUGAGCAGUCGAAAUCUGUUUCGUCUUAACUUCGCCAAGGUGAACUUGGCAGAAGCAACGCGCCUGGAGAUUUGUAAGGGAAUACGUCGCUCGUCUCUAGCAAUAUCUCUAGCCGGUUUUAACACAGCCUCCCUGUGUAUCUGCUUUAUUUAGUUGAUUGCUGAACGAGAUAAUGAGAGAGUGCAUCAGUGUCCAUGUUGGACAGGCUGGGGUCCAGAUUGGGAAUGCCUGCUGGGAACUGUACUGUCUAGAGCAUGGCAUCCAGCCCAAUGGUCAGAUGCCAAGUGAUUACACUCCUGGAGGAGGGGACGACUCCUUCAACACGUUCUUCAGUGAGACUGGAGCAGGAAAACAUGUUCCUAGAGCUGUCUUCGUUGACCUGGAGCCCACUGUUGUAGAUGAAGUGCGAGCUGGCCCUUACAGACAACUGUUUCAUCCUGAGCAGCUUAUCACAGGUAAAGAGGAUGCAGCCAAUAACUAUGCCCGGGGUCACUACACCAUAGGCAAAGAGAUUGUUGACCUAGUGCUGGACAGGAUCAGAAAAUUGUCUGAUCAGUGCACAGGUCUGCAGGGCUUUCUGAUCUUCCAUAGUUUUGGGGGAGGCACUGGCUCAGGGUUUGCAUCUCUCCUCAUGGAAAGGCUGUCUGUAGAUUAUGGGAAGAAAUCCAAACUAGAGUUUGCUAUUUACCCAGCGCCUCAGGUCUCUACAGCUGUAGUUGAGCCCUACAACUCCAUCCUGACCACCCAUACCACCCUGGAGCACUCAGACUGUGCCUUCAUGGUCGACAACGAAGCCAUCUAUGACAUCUGCCGCAGAAACCUGGAUAUUGAUCGUCCCUCGUACACCAACUUGAAUCGUCUGAUUGGUCAGAUCGUCAGCUCCAUCACAGCCUCUCUGCGAUUUGACGGUGCCUUGAAUGUUGAUCUGACAGAAUUCCAGACUAACCUUGUCCCGUAUCCUCGCAUCCACUUCCCCCUAGUCACCUAUGCUCCCGUGAUAUCAGCUGAGAAGGCGUACCAUGAGCAGCUCUCUGUGGCAGAGAUCACAAGCGCUUGUUUCGAGCCAUCCAAUCAGAUGGUGAAGUGUGACCCGCGCCAUGGUAAGUACAUGGCUUGCUGCAUGCUCUACAGAGGCGAUGUUGUUCCUAAAGAUGUCAAUGCUGCUAUUGCUACCAUCAAGACCAAGAGAACCAUCCAGUUCGUGGACUGGUGCCCCACUGGUUUCAAGGUUGGCAUCAACUACCAGCCCCCAACAGCUGUGCCCGGUGGUGACCUGGCCAAAGUCCAGCGUGCUGUCUGUAUGUUGAGCAACACGACAGCCAUUGCUGAGGCUUGGGCUCGUCUUGAUCACAAGUUUGACCUGAUGUACGCCAAACGUGCCUUCGUCCACUGGUACGUUGGAGAGGGUAUGGAGGAGGGAGAGUUCGCAGAAGCACGUGAAGAUCUGGCUGCUCUGGAGAAGGACUACGAGGAAGUAGGCGUGGACUCCGCUGAGGGGGAUGUAGAAGAGGAUGCUGAAGAGUACUAGAGCAAAAUGAAAAGCAGUGUAAAGAGAGCAUUUAGGAGGUUGUCAUAUAGAUAUGUCCGAAUAUUGUUAUAGCCCUGGUGAAUGGAAAGGGAACAUCUUGAUAUUGCACUGGUCUGUAAGUGGGUGUGUCAGUGUUCUUGUUUGUUUGUGGUCUAGCCAGUUUCCUUGGGCUUUAGUGUUACAUGGUGAAUAGACUUUACUGAUUGUAUCCAAAUGUUCAGUAUAACUAUUAAAAGGAAGCGGGAGAGGGAAGGGACUUAUGUAUGUUGUAAACACCUCGGUACAUGGAAUGGAGCCGCUGCUCCUUUCUUUUCGUUUAAGUGUACAUUGUGUGUUUCCUCUACCCAUAAAGUGGAGUGGGAAGGAGCAUAUGGCUUUUGUAAACAUAUAGUACAGAUUCUAGACAGCCGCGAGUUGUCUCUGAUGAAAGCUGACAGGUACUCAGAGCCUGUCAUGUUUUUAUAGUCAAAAUAGUUUUGCCACAGAGACAAUGUUCGGACUGCUUUUAUAAGACAGCCUCUGUGUAGUCUUUGCUCUCUCUAUGCAGCUUCAUUUUGUAAUACACCUGCAUAUUUCCCUAUUUACCCUGUAUGUCAUCAAACUGAUGACUGUCCCAGACAUAAUAGCCAGUUUUCAUCUGCUCAACCUGUUUAAAAGUAUACAGUUCUAUUUCCAAAGACACAAAAAGCAUUUUCGAUGUUAACCAUAAAGGUAAGGCAAGCUAGUUGGUGUUGAUCUGCUCGAUUGGAUCAUGAUAAUACAGGUGUUUGUAAAAUCUUGUGCCGUUACUGGCCUAUAACACCAAAUGUUUGACUGUUUGAGCAAGGCCAAGUUUCACAAUCACCUGUCGCAGUAUGCACACGUAACACUGUAGACAUAUUAAGGCUGCCAUGAUAGAUAAGUGCACUUUAGAUUUUUGAGUGCUGUGUAAAAUUAAACCCUGCUCACCAUGCUUUUGAAACACUUUCCAUGUGUAAUGUUGAUUUUGAAACGUGCUGGUAUCACUAGUGAUACCCUGCAUAAUUUUCAUAAUAAUGAGGUGAUUCAUGAGGUGACAUUUGGUUAUGACUACAGUCAAUGUAAGAAGUGGAAACCUUGGAGCAUUUUAAGGCCGUUUUCCAAUUAGAGCACAAACAGUUUUGCGUUGAAAUUUACAUCGUUUGGAGGAACCAGCGCUCCGACAGGUGUCACCAUUAUUAAAACAUGGCAUAAGUACAAGUACUGUUUAUCUUUUAAGGAGGUGUCCUUCCUAUCACACAGACAACACAGAAGUCUUUCAGAUAUUUAGACAGUUUACAUUUCUUUUUCCUAUUGUUGUGGAAACUCUUCCCAAUACAAAUCAUGCACACUGGUGUGUGUGUUUUUGUAUGAAAAUGACAUUUAGUACAUGUAUAUGUGCAACCCAGAACUAUGUUGAUACAAUCAAGAUUUUACUAUACAUGCAAGACUUUUAAUUUACAUGUACAUUUAAGUUCUUAAAGGACAAGACAGCACCUGACUAAAACAUCUUUCAAUUGAAAGCAGGAUUCUCAAGCUUUCUAAAAGGUAUCAUACUUUAUUAUUUUAAUGAGAUUUCACCGAGUAACAUGUAGAACAAAAUGUCAAUACUGCACAAAUGACCCGAACGGGGCCGUGCAUGUGCAGGCUACUUAAACUGUAAGUGAUAUAGCAGGUUUACUCUAUCAACAAUAUGAGAAAUAUCCUUGUAGUAUGUUCAGUUUCCGAGAAAGCUAUUUAUCACUUGGACCUUCAUCACGAAAGUCCACAACUUUUAUUUGCCAUAGGCUACUUCUACUUCUAUAAUACAGAAAACAACUUCAUGUUAGGGAGCUAAAGUAAACUUGAUGUUGAUAAUGGAGACGCGCUGAAGCUGUGUCAAGACGAAGUUUCACUAAACUUAUACAGACUUGAAAAAAAUCUAAAACAAUAUUUAAUGCCAGCUUAAGAUACUUUGAAUGGUCUUUCAGUGGACGUAAACAUUAGUCAGGUGCUGUCUUUUACUUUAACAGACAUUCAUAUUCUUUGUGCUAGAAUUGUUUACUAUUUACCAGUUUUACAGAAAUUUAAACAUUUUUAGACAUUAUAAUUUUCAUUUGUAAUUGUCUAUAAAAGCAUUGCAGUAUUUAUCAAACAUGCUUCAGAACUGGAUCUACCAGCAUUUGACAUCUGGAGGGCAAGACUAUUUAAGCUUUUUAGUAAGGCUGGUAUUGCAUUUUCAAGUGUUAUUAAACAGUAUCUGAACAAAUCCAACCUUUCCUGGUUUUGCAUCCCAGGCUGUACAUUGAAUGCUGGUAAAAUUUACUCAAAAAACAUGUCUGCUAUUACACAAAACUAAAGUCAGUAUUAAAAAAUAUUAAAUCAUUUAUUUACAUGUGAUAUUGAUGACAUAAGAGAUACUGCACUACAAGCUAUACAGUUCAAGCUAUGAUCAUUUCCAGGUGGUGUAGUAAAACCAGAAGUUUUGUAUUCGUAAAGCAUAUAAACAAGAUAUUGUAGAGUACAGCCACAACUUUGGCACUGAAGUACAUUUUUAAUGGAUAAAGACUAAUCCUUUUCCUAAAACUACAAAAAUGAUUUAUUACGUUCAGUUGAUGUACAUCUACAUACCUGCUAUACCCGUUUCAUGCGUUUAAAAAAUUGGAUUUUCUGUAAAA
Molecule: messenger RNA, 4336 nt
Organism: Liolophura sinensis
Lineage: Eukaryota; Metazoa; Mollusca; Polyplacophora; Chitonida; Chitonidae
Product: tubulin alpha chain, testis-specific-like
Exons: 5
Coding region: 327-1682 (451 amino acids)
Biological process (GO): microtubule-based process
Cellular component (GO): microtubule
Molecular function (GO): GTP binding; structural constituent of cytoskeleton
Source: RefSeq, a predicted model, not a curated record